Messenger RNA from Gymnodraco acuticeps, 2321 nucleotides. RefSeq names its product tetratricopeptide repeat domain 22 (gene ttc22). The record is from RefSeq and is a predicted model, not a curated record. NCBI's taxonomy places the organism in Eukaryota, Metazoa, Chordata, Actinopteri, Perciformes, Bathydraconidae. Gene Ontology annotation, molecular function: protein binding. The transcript has 9 exons. Bases 93 to 1799 code for a protein of 568 amino acids.
CUAACCUGCUCAACCUGUCUAUACCUGGGUGUCAGGAGUGGGUGGGUGGCUUCUGUAGCAGUAGAUUUCACUGUAGAGAGGAGUUAGACGCCAUGGAGGCAGACGGCACAGAGGACAUCGAGUCUCUGAUGGAAGACAUGGACUACAUCCCAGGCCACUUCCACCUGGACCUCAGCCUCAACUGUGAUCCUGUGGGGCCUGUGAAGCUGAGACUCAGAGACACUUACCUGAAACAGGAGAGCCUGAGAGGGGAACUAGAGGCUGAAGCUGGAUAUCUGCAGUACGCUGUCCGAAAUCUGCUGGGUCUGCUGGCUUUCCACCUGGAACACUUUGACACAGCUGAGGAAAUAUUCAGGAGUAUUUGUAAAGAAGACCCUGGUAACCUCAAUGCCUGGGCCAAUCUGGGCUACGUUUAUGACAAGCUUGGGAGAGAGCUGGAUGCGAGCGAGUGUGUGGAGAAAGUGUCCCACCUCAUGGACUUAGACGCUGGAGAGGCCUCUCAGGAGGAGACCAGGAUCCUGGCGGCUCGAUGCCUGGCGGAGCAGGCUUACGUUUAUCCCUACGAUGUGGAGCUGGACAGUGAAGAGGACCUGAGAGACAGACUGACAGCAGCAUUGACGCUUUACAACAGAGCCCUGCACUAUGGGGGUCAUCUGAUAUCAGUAGAGGAAAAAAGAAGCUGGUAUUUUAAAAUGGCCACUAUCUACAUAAGGCUUGACGACAUAGUAAAGACCAAGGCGGACUCUGAAUACUCCAGACUCUCUCACUACAAUAAGGGUCUGAAGCUUCUCAAAGAAACAUUAGAUUCAGACAAAUCGCAACACAAAGCUCUUGCCUGGUGUUAUGUUGGCAUCAUGUUGGAGAGGAAGGAAGAGUUCACCACUGUUCCCAUGUCCAUACAUGACUGUGGCUACUCUGCCUCUGAUCCUCUAUCCUGCUAUGGAACUGCCAUAAACUUGGCCAGUGAGGAUGCAUUCACCCUGAACCUUCUGGCAAAGGUCUUCUUGCUGCUGGGCAAACAUGAGAUGGCCACAGGGAUCUGCAACAUGGCCCUGAACGUGCUCCCAGACCCAGAGCUCAACUGGCAGGCCUACUGCACCCGUGCUAAGAUCAAUGUGAUGCUUUAUGUCAGGGACCUGGAGAAGGCAAAAUAUGCUCAAGGUGGAAUUCCAGACCGACAGAAACUAGUUGAGGCCAGAAAAGAUUUGGACAAGGUCCUGACUGUACGUCCGUGUCUGCGGACUCACCUGGAGAUGGCACAGGUGUACUACUACAUGGGUGUAGAUGCCCUUCAGGAGAGCCUUUUGGUAGAUGAGGGCGCAGUGAACAGUGCGUUGGUGAGUCUGUCCCAUGCCCUUCAGUUUGAGCUGGGGGACAGCCUGCCGGACCUGCACGUGCUCAGAGGACGCUGCCUCCUGCUGAAGGGCGAGGAGCAGAACGCUGCAGACUGCUUCAAACUGGCUGUGGAGCUGGAGAGGCCGGGCAGCACGGACACCACGGCCCUGCGCUGCCUCCUGCAGGCUCUCCUCACUCUGUUCAUGCUGGGAGGCCCUGACCCAACCCUCGCCAUCGCCCAACUGGAGCUGUGGGUGCAAAAGGCAGAGGAGAAGUACCCUAAGGACGUUGUAAAAUCCGAGCUCAGGUGCCUCUACAGGACUCACACAGAGGAGGUCACAGAGCUAUCCCGCUCUCUGAUCAGGACAGGCAGACUGGACCUAGUGAGGAGGCUGCUGGAAAUAGUGGUGCCUAAACAACUGGUGAAGAAGAGACUAGUGGCUCGGUCUUACUCCUAUACAUGAAGCUAAAUUGUGACAUACAAGCAUAUGAGCUGACAUGCAGUAAAAAAACCUUCUUUACAGCAUUUCACAGAUUAAAAUGAACCGUAUACAGCAACAGUAUAUAUAUUUUUUUUGUGAUUCUUCCAUUAUUAAGAUUUUUAGAAGAGCCUUUUGGCAAGGUUGGACCUACAAGCUUAAUACAGUUGGAGUGUUAAACUGAAAAGGACUUUGCUUUUUAGGGUUACUUCUAGGUGGAAACAUGUUUUUUUCAUAUUAAAUUAGAUGCCCCCUUUUGAGAGCAUUGAUGAAUUUAAGAAAUAAUAGUUUGGUGUAUUAAUAAAGAAAUGACUGUGGUCAGGAUGCCCUUUUAGCCCUUCCAUCUUGGCUAUGUAAAUGAUCAUUUGGACGUUUUAUUGCUGCUUAGUAAUACUUAAAUCAUGUCUAAAACAGUGUUAUAUUUCAAUGUGUUAUCACUGAUUACCAGAAGAGGGUAGUAUACAACACUACGAUGUAUCUGGCUAUUAAUAAAAGACUCAUUUUUAA